Photinus pyralis (common eastern firefly) is the source of this 2550-nucleotide messenger RNA. RefSeq names its product monocarboxylate transporter 5. The record is from RefSeq and is a predicted model, not a curated record. Gene Ontology annotation, biological process: monocarboxylic acid transport; transmembrane transport. Bases 239 to 2266 code for a protein of 675 amino acids. Gene Ontology annotation, molecular function: monocarboxylic acid transmembrane transporter activity. NCBI's taxonomy places the organism in Eukaryota, Metazoa, Arthropoda, Insecta, Coleoptera, Lampyridae. The transcript has 4 exons.
AAAAUUAAUUUAGAAAAUACUCCCUAUGCCACUUAUUUUUGGAAGUUUAGGUUCUACAUUUCUAGUGUGAUAAAAUUACAGAUAAGUGAAACGCGUAUAAACUGUUUAAAACACAUGUGACGGAUGUAAAUGAGUUACUGUUCCACGUGUCGGAGAUUACCCCCCAAAAAUACGUAAAAGAAACCUCAAGUGACUAUAACAAAUCAAACAUGUCAGUCAUGAAACCCCCUGAAACGGUAUGUCACCAAACGGCGUAUCCAACGGUGAGGAAAACGGAUACUUACCAAUCUCAAAAACUGAAACUGAAAACAAUACUCAACUUCCAACCGAAUCAAAUGAAAAUAGUGAAUCGUUAGAUUCCGAUGAGCAAUCUGAUGAUGCCGAAAUUGUAGUUCCUCCUGACGGUGGUUGGGGAUGGGUGGUCGUUAUUGCCUCAUUUCUCUGCAACAUGGUCGUAGACGGAAUCGUCUACGCUUUUGGGAUGUUCCUGGAAGAUAUCUCAAAAGAGUUUGAUGUAUCGGAAGCCAAAGUUUCGCUAGUUGGAUCUCUAUUAUCUGGUUUUUAUCUUAUGGUCGGACCAUUUACCAGUGCUCUUGCAAACCGUUACGGUUUUAGAUUGGUAGCAAUCGUUGGAAGUGUUUUAUCCGCCAUCGUUUUUGGAUUAUCCUACUUUGCUACGGACAUCAUUUACCUUUGCGUGGUAUACGGAAUUAUUGGUGGAAUUGGUUUUGGUCUAAUAUACGUGCCGGCUGUGAUUACGGUAGGAUUCUACUUUGAAAAAUUCAGGGCGCUAGCAACUGGUAUUGCGGUUUGUGGAUCUGGUGCCGGUACCUUCGUUUUUGCGCCGUUAUGCGCCGCCCUUAUAAAAACUAUCGGUUGGCGCUGCACCAUAAUCGCCCAAGCACUUAUGAUUUUAACAUGCAUACUAUUUGCGUCCACCUUCAGGCCAGUGAAACCCACGAAAUUGAAAAAUUUGAAAAACAAAGAUGAACAAGAAAAGCCAGAGUUAGUUAUGGAUAGCAGUAAACUUAACCCAAAUACUCGCAUGAAGAUGGAGACGGCUUUGGCCAAUAUGAAAGCCGUCUCAUCUCACUCGUUGAACGAAAACCAAGCUACUAUUCCAAAAAUGCUAGGCGUUAGCAACAACGCGGCUUACCCAACUGCCGCACAAGUAUGGAAAACUGACAAGGUGUAUCAUACCAUUAGCGUUCCUCACCGCGGUGCCCAAGUUUACAAAGACAAACGACCAAGCAUACCUUUCAUAACAAUAACAAAAGAGAAGGAGAGGGAAGACGAACAAACAACUGGUACCACUCCGCUUCUUGACCAAGACGAUGGACUUAAACCAAUCGUAAUGACGAAUCGGAGACACACAAUGGGAGAGCGACGACCAAAACUCGCCGAUGGAAGUGACUUGGUGAGGCGGAGGGGUACCCUGACUGUUCACGAUAAUCGGCCACUAUACCGCGAUGACAUUUUCUUCGGCGCAAGUCUCACCCGCCUACCUCAGUACACCUCGCAAAGCUCCCUUGCGUACAACCUUUCGGUAACCCGUCCACCGACCAAACACGAAAUAGAGGAAGAGGCUGAGGAAGAGUGUCGAUUCUGUCCGGAAUCUAUUCGAAGGCCACUGGCGACGAUGUUAGAUAUAAGCCUGCUCAAAUCGAUUUCGUUCCUAAUCUUAGCUACAAGUGGACUGUUAACAAUGUUGGGAUUCUUCGUGCCGUUUGUUUACUCAAAACACAGAGCCGUUAUCAAUGGAAUGGACGAACACAAAGCGAUAUGGUUGAUUUCUACUCUCGGAAUCGCAAACACAAUAGGAAGGGUGGUUAGCGGCAUGAUCAGUUCUUUUCCAAAAGUCAACGUACUGUUAGUAAACAAUGUUGCAAUAAGUAUUGGCGGAAUCGCAACCAUUUUAAGUGGACUAUCUCAGUCGACGGAAUACCAGUAUGCUUACGCAAUUAUAUUCGGAUUGAGCAUGUCGUGCUUUGCCUCGUUAAGACCAAUUUUAGUCGUGGAUCUUGUUGGAUUAGAUCGCCUGACGAACGCUUUUGGCAUUAUUCUACUUUUCCAAGGUGUAGCAGCUUGUGCAGGUGCACCGAUGGCUGGAGAAUUUUUCAAAGUCACCGGCAGUUAUGACGCUUCGUUCUAUUUAUCCGGGAGUCUUAUUCUGGCUUCGGCCGUAAUUUGCUACCCAUUAGGUAUAAUUAGUAGAUGGGAAAAGAGAAAGCUAGGGAUCACAGAGGAAAAGUCAGUAGCAGUUUGAUAGACUAUUUCAUUUAAUGUAGUUGCAAUCAUAUUGAUGGUGCUAUGUUUAAUUUACGAUUGAAUUCAAUGUUCCUACAUUUGUUGGUGUUACUACAUAAUAAUAAUUUAAUUUUACAAAUACCUCAUAAUUAGGAACAACUGCGUAAGACUGAUUACAUAGUUAAGAGAAUAUUUAAGUAAAUGUGUACAGUACAUUCCUUUAGAUGUUCAUAUUCGAAUAGAGACGUUUUGAAUAGUGUGUUGUUUUUUGGGCAGAACUUGAAUAAAUUGCUCCCCUACCAA